This is a messenger RNA of Owenia fusiformis, 1822 nucleotides long. NCBI's taxonomy places the organism in Eukaryota, Metazoa, Annelida, Polychaeta, Sabellida, Oweniidae. The record is from the annotation of a GenBank genome assembly.
ACUAGGAUCACUUAAUAGAUUUAGUUUAUGUAUACUAUACAGUGUCCCAUUUCACUCUUUAAUGAUAUAUAUAUUGGCCUUUGCAGCGAAUAACGCACUUUGAUGUGUGGAAUCUCUUGACACUGUAUCAUGGGGUCGUUUUAGGAACAGCAGAAUUGUAAAACACUUGUUUUAGAGUAAAUAUUAAAGAUUAAGAUAUAUUAAUAAAAAUGUACUUUGUUCAGUUAUUUUACUCAUCCCGAUUACUAGCACUCCAAAUUGUCAACAUUUUGCAGUAUUGGUUCUUCAAUUAUGAUAACAACUAAAAGCCUUAAUGAAGUGUAUUUUGAUUCAUUUACAUCCACGAAUCAUUAUAUUAGCAAAUACAUUAUAGUAAAGAAGGCGAUUUUGGUAGACCUAUACAUAGCAUAGCAGACAAAUGGAGAGGCAUAUGUUGAUGAUAGUAUUACAGCUAUGUUGGCUGUGCAUGGGUUGUUUAGGCGUAAAUAACCAUGCAAAGGUUGGCUUUCACACACUGAUGACUGAAUUUACAAAUGCAUCUGUCACAAGGGUUAGUGGAGAAUUUCCAAAAUGGAUAAAGGGCCGAUUCAUACGUCAGGUUGGGGGUUCAUUUGGUAACCUUGACAGUCAUAAUCCAAUGGAGAGGAUAGAGCAUUGGUUCGACGGUGUCGGAGGAGCUGGAAUGUAUCAUAUUACGGAUGGCGAAGUCAAGUUCACAAACAAGUUUUACGAUACGAGAGGAUACAACAUUUGGAAAAGUUUUGACAAUGAUUGGGCGAGGUCCCAAGUUAGUUGGGUCACCAUCUUUUCACCUUAUAAUUAUACUAGAAUGAUCGAGAACCUGAGAUUGUUUCCCGAUAAGCGAGAUUCCAAUCCAUCUGUCAACUUCUGGAAACUUGAAGAGGAGAUCUUGGCAGUAACAGAAAAUCAUCAACCUAUGCUACUAAAUAAAGACACUAUGGAGAGCAGGGGACUGUAUCCAUAUAAGGAUAGACCACAUUUUGGACUGCCCGAGGGGACUAUAUUAGUCAAUCAACCUGCACAUGAUCGAAUCGACAUGGUAACGGGGGAGCAGUGGAUGAUAACAGGUGCCAUUGUACCAUUAACUCCAGCCGGGAGGAGAGGUCUGUUGACGUCAAAGCUUAUUUUAUACCAAGUUAUAAACGAGACGAGAAUUCCCAAGGGAGAAAUUGUUAUGGGGAAUAUAUCACUAGGAGAAUGUAACGGAGCUCCAUAUCCAGAUACUACAAAACUGAUGCCUUAUCUCCAUUCAUUUACAAUGACAAAGAAUUACAUCAUAAUCCCUGGCACAUCAAUGAUGUUGGACUACUGUGAUGCUUUUAUUUAUUCCGCGCCAGGUGAUCCGACAUUUAAAAGGCUUUGGAAAUUUAGGAGUGAAAUUAAAAGUAAAGUUUAUGUAGUGAGAAAAUCCAACAUGGAGGUCGCUGCUGCAAUGGAAAUAGAUCCGAUGUUUGUGACUCAUUAGGUAAGACAGUGCAAAUGUUUGUUACUCACCAGUCGCUACAAUACCUUUACAUGAAACACCUACAUUGGCACAAUUAAGUUCCAGUUGAAUGCUUACGAAAAAGAUGGAAAGAUAACGGCUGACAUGUUGGUUUACGACAAUGAAAGAGUGUACUAUGAUCUGAAAGUCCAAGACAUGUUCAAUGGAACAAAUUUUGUAACAGAUGUCGCAAGAUUUGUCAUUGAUACAAGCAACUGGAGUAUUACAAAGCAACAUUUGACAACGGAUUAUCCUGUCAAUGCGGAGUUCAGUCAGGUUAAUAAUGCAUUCCAUGGAAAGGAGUACAAAUAUGCUUAC